AUGAAGAAGGAUCAAUUGGUUGAGUUGUGGAUCGCAAAUGGCUUUAUUUCUUCUAGAGGAGGUAUGGAUUUGCAUGAUAUGGGCCAUGAUAUAUUCAAUGAUCUAGUUUUGAGGUCAUUUUUUGAGGACAUCAAGGAGGAUGAUGAUGGAGAUAUAAGAUUUAUGAAAUAUGAGUGUUGUUUUAUUGAACCUAAUAAAACAUUGGAAGUUUCCAAAGUGGUACGUCACUUGGCUUUUUAUAGUGCUAACUAUGGGCCACCUAUACCUAGAAACAAGGACCUCCUCAAAAUUCGAUCAUUGCGUUCAUUUCUUGUGUGUCCUCUAAUUGAUGAUUUUCUUCCUUUCUUGAUUAAACAGAAGCAUCUAAGAGCCUUGCGAUUGCGUAACACCUUUGAAAAAUGGCCUAUUUCAAUUGAUAAAUUUAAACAUUUAAGAUAUUUAGAUUUUUCUCGGAGUGAGGUUGGAUCUUUACCUGAGUCCAUAACCUCCCUCCAAAAGCUUCAGACAUUAGAUCUCCGUUACUGUUAUAAUCUCUCUAAACUGCCAAAUGGUUUGAAGCACAUGAAAGAUCUCAUAUAUCUUCACAUCACUGGAUAUCUUCACAUCACUGGUUGUGAUGAGCUUACCUGUAUCCCUCCUGGAAUAGGACAAUUGACUCGUCUGCGAAAGCUUAGCAUGUUCAUUGUGGGCAAGGAUGCUGGUCAGCAGAUUGGGGAGCUGAGAAGCUUGAACCUUGAUGGCCAGUUAAGCAUCAAAGGUCUCGAUAAUGUGAAGGAUUUAACAGAUGCUAGAAGUGCCAACUUGACUUCGAAGAAAAAUCUCAAAUGGCUAGAGUUAAUAUGGCAACAAGGCAAUGGCAACAACAGCUCAACAGAAAAAAUUGAAGAGACUUUAUGUGGCCUCCAACCACAUUCAAAUGUAAAGAAGUUGAGUAUAGAGGGAUAUGAAGGUUCAAGGUUUCCAAAUUGGAUGAUGGAGUUACAAUUACCAAAUCUAGUGGAAAUCUCAUUAUCGGGUCGUAGAUGUGAACAUCUUCCACCACUUGGGAAAUUGCAGUAUCUUAAGAUUCUCCAUUUGUCCCACAUGGAUGUUUUGAAGCACAUUGAUAAUGAGGUAUAUGGAGAUGAUGAAAGUGCAUUCCCAUCUUUGGAGAUCUUGCGUCUUAAUAGUAUGGAUAACUUAGAGGAAUGGGCAACGGUUGCUGAAAGAAACAUUUUUCCUCGCCUUGGAAAAUUAUACGUGAACGGCUGCAAGAAGUUGGUUGACUUGCCGGUCAUACCAUCCGUCAGAACAUUAGAAAUUGAGGGAGAAAGUGAAAUGUUACUUAGUUCAGUUCAGAAUUUUCCUUUUCUCACUACGCUUAGGAUAGAUGGCUUUGGUAGUGUGAGAGAUUUUCCCGCUGGAUUGCUACAUAAUCAUAGAGUCCUUGAGAACUUAGACAUAGUUUCUAUGAAGAGUCUGAAGUCGCUUGCAAAUGAGUUAGAGAACCUAUCUGCUCUUAAAGUCUUGAAUCUUGAGCAAUGUUAUGAACUAAAAAGCUUGCCAGAAGGUCUCUUAAAGCUUAAUUCUCUGGAGAAAAUACGCAUAUAUAAAUGUGGCCUUGUAUCUUUCCCAGUCAAUGGAUUUCGUGGUGUGGCUUCACUUUCACUGCAUAUCGAAGGGUGCAAUAAAUUUACGUCUUUAUCUGAGGGAGUGCGAUAUUUGACUGCACUUGAGGAUUUGGAUGUACGGAAGUGUUCAGAGCUGAAUUCAUUGCCUAAGAGUAUCAGCCAUCUCACUGCUCUCCAAAGUCUGACAAUUGGUGGAAGUAAGAGAUUGUCUACUUUGCCAAAUGAGAUAGGAAGUCUAACCUCACUUCAACAGUUGCUGAUCGACAAUUGCCCUGAUUUGACUUGUUUGCCGCAAGGGGUGCAAAAUCUCAAGAGGCUGAGACUUUUGUGGAUUAGCGAUUGUACAUAUCUUGAGAGGAGGUGCCAGAUAGAAAGAGGAGAAGACUGGCCGAAGAUAGCGUAG
This is a messenger RNA of Jatropha curcas, 2013 nucleotides long. The record is from RefSeq and is a predicted model, not a curated record. Lineage: Eukaryota; Viridiplantae; Streptophyta; Magnoliopsida; Malpighiales; Euphorbiaceae.